GUUUGAUGUAAAGUUGUGGCCUCGCGCGGCUGGAUUGUUAUCAGAAUGCGACCUCUGAUUUUACAAUACUUUACAAGGCGACUUAGUUACUGAAAAUGUAUCAAUUACUAGCGUUGUUGGUGUGCCUCUCGACGGCCCAAGCCGUACAAUUCCAGAUCAGGAACCACGAGAAGGGCCCGGUUUGGGUAGGAAUCCAAGGUAAUCCAGGUCAUCCUCAUUUAGAAAAUGGAGGUUUCGUUUUAAACGAAGGACAAGAGAAAACAGUUAAUGCGCCAGAAAAUUGGGCCGGUAGAUUCUGGGGCAGGACCUAUUGCAAUUCUCAAAGCAACCACUGCGGAACUGGAGAUUGCGGAAACAAACUCCAAUGCUCUGGAGCCGGUGGAGUUCCACCAGCUUCUCUAGCCGAAAUCACGCUGAAGGGAGACAAGGGAUUGGAUUUCUACGACAUUUCCUUCGUUGACGGAUUCAAUAUACCUAUUAGCUUCGGUCCGCAAGGAGGCGUCGGCGACGGCAGCAAAUACAGCUGUCAAGAGGCCCAAUGCAAGAAGUACUUGAACGACCAGUGUCCUAACGAGCUAAAAUUGAACGAAGACGGUAAAGUCAUCGGCUGCAAAUCGGCCUGUCUGGCCUUCAACACGGACGAAUACUGCUGCAGAGGAGCCCACGGCACCUCUGAAACCUGCAAAUCCUCCGACUGGCCUAAGGACUACCCCAAGUACUUCAAGACCCAAUGCCCUGACGCUUACAGCUACGCCUACGACGACCACAAGAGCACCUUCACUUGCAGAGCCGAGAAAUAUACCAUCACUUUCGGCGUAUAAAAAAUGCAAUAAACAGUACAAUUGUUAAGAUUAAUUUUAAGUUUUGCUUUGAAAUGUUAGGUACCUAUAUUUAUUAAAUAAAUAAGUGCAUCAACGGGAAAAGUAAUUUAACGAAUUCCAUCGUAUU
Messenger RNA from Phyllotreta striolata, 948 nucleotides. NCBI's taxonomy places the organism in Eukaryota, Metazoa, Arthropoda, Insecta, Coleoptera, Chrysomelidae. The record is from the annotation of a GenBank genome assembly.